Messenger RNA from Eupeodes corollae, 1085 nucleotides. RefSeq lists its product as uncharacterized. The transcript has 3 exons. NCBI's taxonomy places the organism in Eukaryota, Metazoa, Arthropoda, Insecta, Diptera, Syrphidae. Bases 6 to 629 code for a protein of 207 amino acids. The record is from RefSeq and is a predicted model, not a curated record. Gene Ontology annotation, molecular function: metal ion binding.
AAAAGAUGAUGUCCCUAGUGGCUGACUACAGCUCUGAUAGCGAAGAUAGUAGCCAAGAAGAAAUCUCACCUCGAGGACCGGAACCCGCUGAAAAACCAAAACUUCCAAGUGCCAAUCUUUUAUUUGAGAACUCAGCUGGUGGAAAACCUGGAGAGGUCUUUAGCAAUCCCUAUAAACAAGCUGAACAAGCUAAAAUUGCGUUGCUAGAGCGUCAUGUGAAGAUGGUCAAUUCGGAUGAACAUUUAAAGAUGAAAAACGGGAAGAAGAUCUGCUGGAAUUAUCGCAAAGGUCGCUGCAGGUUUGGCAGCAAUUGUUCAUUUGCCCAUGACUCCGAUUUGAAUGAAAUUCCAACUUUGGCUGAAAAUAAUGCAGAUGCAUUGAAGAAUCCAGGGAAACAGGACAACAAAAUUCCUGCAGCCACAAAAAUACAACAACGCCUCUAUGGAGGCACUCAAACCCCAAACGACAGCUUUAACUCUCCCGAAGAGUCACCAACAACAAUCAACGCGAAAAAACGCAAUCGUCCUGGUCUCUCCGAGACCAUUGUGCCAAGUAAAAGAGUUCUAAAAUCAUAUUCUCAUCAAAAACAGAAUUCUUCGAAUAAUUAUAGCCAAAGAAAACUCACCUAGUGCAUCCCAGUGUCGGCCACCGUGAUUGUGCACUCGGAUCCAGUUGAACUAAAACAACUCUUCGCCACUCGCACGAUGCGUUGAUUCUUGUCCAUGGUUUCAGCUGAAUUCCGAGCUUCGCCAGUUCGAUUUUGAGUGGUAGACACUUCAUUUAGCAUAGCUUCGUAGAAUGGAUCUUCAAUUGUAAGGCGUAUUGUAGGCACAGCAUCCCAACACUUGCCCAGCGAUGGCUUCGAGUUUGAUUUUGAAACAAUUGCCGGUUCAAGUUGUUGUUGGGAAUGUUGAUGCUGCUGAUUAUUUCCGGCCAACUCGAGUCUAUCUUCUAUGUCCACUAGUAGCCAUUGUCAUAUUAUUAUUUUUAUACAGAUUGAAGAGGAUUUGCAAUAAAUAAUUAAAAAAAAAAGGGAAUUUAGAAUUAGAAAAAUACAUAGUAAAAUAAAUAGAUUUUUGAAUGAA